Python bivittatus (Burmese python) is the source of this 3949-nucleotide messenger RNA. RefSeq names its product ATPase cation transporting 13A2 (gene ATP13A2). Gene Ontology annotation, biological process: autophagosome-lysosome fusion; polyamine transmembrane transport; regulation of mitochondrion organization. Gene Ontology annotation, cellular component: late endosome membrane. Gene Ontology annotation, molecular function: P-type transmembrane transporter activity; polyamine transmembrane transporter activity; ATPase-coupled monoatomic cation transmembrane transporter activity. The record is from RefSeq and is a predicted model, not a curated record. Lineage: Eukaryota; Metazoa; Chordata; Lepidosauria; Squamata; Pythonidae.
ACCCCUCCGAGAUCAGCCGCUGCAGAGACUUCCGAAGUCGCCCGCGCCCUUCCGUUCGCCGGGCAGCCUCUCGGGCGCCAGCGUACUGUCCAGCACACUCACCUUCGGAAAGUCCCAGGCAUGCGAGCGGGGCAGAGGCGGGCUGGCUGGCCGGCCUGCCAGGAGAAGGAUGCCAAGCGAACCUGACCGAAGGGUCUGCUUCGGCCCCCGGCUGUGACCCCCCACCAAGGGCAAGGCAGGCACCGCUGCGGCUUCUCUCCGCGCCGGCAGCCAAGAGACGCCUCUCCUGCGGCAGAAUCGCUUGUCCCGACUGGCUGUUUCUAGCAACUGUUGGGUCUAAGAAUCAAAUUCCCUCAAGGAUUUUUUUAUCAGGCUGGAUUGUCCAAUGGAGGCUACUGAACGGGCCAGGAUCUUGCCCGGUAGCAGCAGCCUGUCGGGAGACCCGCAGCUGAAUUACCAUUCUCUGGAGCAGAGCCCCUGUAAACCUUCCACAGAAGUGAAGGGUUACCAGAGAAAAACAUGGAAGAUUGUCCUCUGCCACUUCUUCUCUGUGCUCACGCUGGGGAUCCCACUCAUCAUCUUUCACUGGAAGCCACACCUGGAAGUCAGUGCCAAAUGCACGCGCUGCCCCCUCCACCAGGCCGAUCAGGUGGUCUUCCAAGAUCAGCUGGGACGGUAUUUCACAGCCAGGGUCCAAACAGAGCAGAUGGAGGAAAGCAGCCUCGAAGAGACGGGUGGAAGAGACGAUGGGAGAAGCAGCGUUGCCGUGGGCGUUUCGGAUGGCCAAACGGGAAGCCAGGACACAAUACGGCUGCACCGGAAGGAAGAGAAAAAUGUCCUGCGCUAUUACAUCUUCGAAGGCGUGCGCUAUCUCUGGGUGGAGAAACGCCAGGCCUACUGCAAGGCCAGCACGCUAGACGAAGCAUGGACGUGUUCCGAUAUCCAUCUCUUCUGCCGUGGCCUGAGUGUCCAGGAGCAGUCUGCCAGAAAGGUGGUUUACGGACCAAACCUGAUUGACAUACCAAUGAAGUCGUACCUCCGGCUGCUGAUGGAUGAGAUCUUGAAUCUGUUCUACCUUUUUCAACUGUUAAGCAUCGCCUUGUGGAUCUGUGAAGAUUAUUAUUAUUUUGCUGCCUGCAUCUUUAUCAUGUCCGUCAUCUCGAUAAGUCUGUCCCUCUACACCACAAGAAAGCAAAACAGAACGCUCCGGGACAUGGCCAAGGUGGUGACCAGCGUGCAGGUCUGCCGAGCGUCUGGAGAGACACCGAUGGUGAAUUCCACAAGCCUUGUGCCAGGGGAUGUCCUGGUGGUCUCUCCAGGCCCAGAAGGGAUGCUGGUCCCCUGCGAUGCCGUGUUGCUGAAUGGCGAGUGCAUGGUCAACGAAAGCCUUCUGACUGGGGAGAGCACGCCAGUCCUGAAGACCCCUUUGCCCAAAAGCCCAGAAAUGGCCGGCACCACCUAUUCCUCCGAAGAUCACAAGCGACACACCCUGUUCUGUGGGACGCGGGUCAUCCAGGCCCGAUCCUUUGGAGACACCGACAUCCUUGCAGUUGUGACCCGCACUGGCUUCUGCACAGCCAAAGGGGAUCUCAUCAGCUCCAUCCUUCACCCCAAGCCACUGAAACUCAGGUUUCAUAACGAUGCUUGGAAGUUUGUCGCCUUCCUUGCAAUCUUGGCCUCCGUUGGAACAGUCUACAGCAUCAUCAUCUUAAGGAGACACCAGGUUUCUGCGUGGUUGAUAGCCCUCCGUGCUCUGGACAUUGUGACAGUGGUUGUCCCCCCGGUCUUGCCAGCUGCAAUGACGAUCGGCACCAUGUACGCCCAAGAUCGGCUGAAACGCCAGGGCAUCUUCUGCGUCAGUCCCCAGCGCAUCGACCUCUGUGGGAAGGUGCGCCUGGUUUGCUUUGACAAGACAGGGACCCUCACCGCUGACGGCAUGGACGUCUGGGGAGUCGUUCCCCAGGCAAACAACUCUUUCCUGCCCAUCGUCCGUGAGCUGCGCCGCCUGACUGACGGGCCACUGCUCCGCUGCCUGGCCACUUGCCACACCCUCUCUCUGUUUGGAGAUCAGCCUGUAGGUGACCCAGUGGAUCUUCGGGUGCUGGAGUCUACAGGAUGGUCUCUGGUGGAAACCGAAGGGCCUGAGGUGGAGGCCUGCCUGGCCUCGGAUUUUGGGACCAGAGCCCUGCUUGUCAUGACUCCUCCGCUCCUGAGAGAGCAGCCUCCCAGCGUGAAGCAUGCUGUCCCCAUGGCUGUCCUCUGCCGCUUCCCAUUUUCCUCAGCUCUGCGGAGGAUGAGUGUUCUGGGGAAGGCUCCAGGCAACAGCCCCGUGGAGGCUUUCAUGAAGGGAGCUCCGGAGACAGUGGUCAGCCUCUGCAAGAGAGAAUCAGUCCCGCAGGACUUUUCCCAGGAGCUGCAUCGGUUCACGAGCGAUGGAUUCCGUGUUCUGGGGCUUGCUUAUAAGCCCUUUGUGGCCGUUGGGAGCUUUGAAGAAGCCCAGAAUGUGACCAGAGACUGUGUGGAGAAGGACAUGAUCUUCCUUGGGCUCCUGGUCCUGAAGAACGUCCUCAAGCCUGAGACGGCGCCUGUCAUCGGCGUGCUCCACAGCGCGGGCAUCCGAACUGUCAUGGUCACAGGGGACAACAUGCUCACAGCAGUAAACGUGGCAAAAAGCUGCCAAAUGAUGGAGCCGCAGGAGCGCGUGGUUUUCGUGAAUGCGGCGUCUCCCAGGUGUGGCAAGCCAGCUGCCCUCACCUUCAUUCCUUCGGAUGCCCCUGCAGAGCACGUCGAGGAUGUUCACCAGCAGGAGAAUGCCUUCCAGGAAGAGCAGUCGUGCUCAUUUGCCUUGAAUGGGAAAUCCUUUGCAAUCCUUUGCGAGUACUUUCCAGACCUCUUGCCCAAGAUACUAGUCCAAACCACCAUUUUUGCACAGAUGUUACCUGACCAGAAAACAUGCUUGGUUGAGCAUUUGCAAAAUCUGAACUACUGUGUGGCCAUGUGUGGGGAUGGCGCCAACGACUGUGGGGCUCUGAAGGCAGCUGAUGUGGGGAUCUCACUCUCUGAAGCAGAGGCCUCGGCAGUAUCACCGUUCACUUCCCAAAAGGCCGACAUCGAGUGCGUCCCCAUCACCAUAAGGGAAGGGAGAUGCUCCCUGGUCACCUCCUUUGGCGUCUUCAAAUACAUGGCGUUCUACAGCCUCAUACAAUUCGUUUCGGUGCUCCUGCUGUACACGAUCAACACUAACCUGAGCGAUGGGCAGUUCCUGUUCAUUGACAUCGUCAUCACGACCACGAUGGUUACCCUGAUGGGCAAGACAGAGCCUGCUGAGGACUUGGGCCGCAAACGCCCACAGGGAGCCCUGAUCAGCAUCGUCACUUUGGGCAGUCUUAUCCUCCAAAUGGCCCUCGUCAUCGCCGUCCUGACCGUCGUCUACUUCAUCACCAUCUCUCAGCAGUGGUUCAUCCCUUUGAACAGCACUGUCACAGCCCCCGCAAACCUCCCAAAUUAUGAAAAUACAGCAGUCUUCUGCAUCUCGGGCUUCCAGUACCUCAUCUUGGCAGUAGUCGUGUCCAAAGGCCCCCCUUUCCGCAAGCGGAUUUAUACGAAUGCGCUAUUUUUGAUCGCCUUGAUCUUGCUCUGUGGUCUCAUGGUCUGGUUAACCAUCUAUCCACUGCCCUUCAUGCAAAAGUUCUUCUAUCUGAAGAACGCUGGUGAUCUGGGCUUCAAAGGGAUCUUGCUGGGAAUGGCUGCCCUCCACUUCUUCAUGGCUCUCAUAUUGGAGGUGGGUUUGGACCACGGCCUGCUGAAUGGCUUUCGGAAGCUGUUUUGCAAGAAGGCAUCCAAAAAGCUGUACAAGCGGCUGCAGUUGGAGCUGAGCCAGGAGAAGACCUUGUGGCCGCCUCUAAACACACCUCUCUUUGCCCUCACCAGAUGAUACCAGCCUGUGGCU